UGGUCGGUAUGAAUAGCUUUAACAGCGUCAACAGCAGCAGUUUCCACUGUGGAGGGAAGGCGACGAGAGAAACAACAACCGCCUCCCAGCAGAGAUAGAGCAAACUGGUUUUUCGUAUCCGGCUCCUGCGUCCUGUCUCGCGGCUCUGUUGUCCGGAGGAAGCGCGUGAGGAGGCCAGCUACGGCGGGUAGUGUCUGAAAUGCAACGGUGGACUUUAUUCACGCAGCGAGCUAAUUAGCUAACGAGAGGAGUAAGUUAGCCUUGCAGUGAUUUAUGCUAGUGCGUUAACGUUAGCUGGACGGUGAUGUUAGCGGAGUCAUAAAAGUUGAUGCUGUGGUCGUCUCGGUCUGGAGAAGAGUUGGAUUGUCUCUGUAACGUUACUCACGACUGCUCCCUCCAUCCAUUGACUCCACACUGUCCUGAGCUGAGGGGUGACAACUCUGAAUAUGGCGAGUGUUUCAGACAGAGACUAUAAAACUGGCACCUAUAAGUCAAUGGACUGGCACGUUGCCCAGAUAGUGUAUCCAAGAUAAAUAUUGUUAAAGUGGACAAUUCAUGUAAUGGCCAAGGAGAGUGACGGAUUUCAUCUGUGUGUCUCCCUGCACGGCUGCCCAGCAAUGGGUCACCACUGCUAAAGCCAUCUUCUUCAAAGUACAUGGACACUUGCCUCUGUUGAAGCUCAACAAAUUGAUAUUGGUAGACAUGGACUUGUACUGAAUGUAAAGACUGUCUGGAUACUUCAACCGUCACAGCUGUCUCCAGGUCGGACAGAUCAUCUGAGCCUUGCUGCUGGUCACCAGAGCUUACAUGAGGGCCAACAUGUCAAUGUCAGGGUCCACGACCGUGCAGCUUUUCACCAAGCUUCUCAAGCAUGCGGUGGGCAAGGCGCAGAUUCAGCUUAACCGCUGGCUGCAGAGGACUGCCACAGAGGAGUGUGACAAAAUUGACAUCCUCAUAUGCAGCGCCUUCGACGAGACAGGGGCCGUCAUAGGGAAGUCAGAUGGAGACCCCGAGGUCAUCAGUGACACAGGGGGGACGACCUUCAGCAGCAGUGGAGAGUUCAGGCACCCAUGCUGUAUCACCACCUUUUGCUUCAAGAGUGCCCUGCUGGCUUGCAUCCUGACUGCUGUGUGCUUCUCCUCAGUUGCCCUGGUUCGCCAAUACCUCAAGGACCUCCUGCUCUGGGUAGAGAGCUUGGACAGCCUCGUUGGAGCCUUGCUGUUUAUAGUUGGUUUGAUUAUUGUGUCAUUCCCGUGUGGAUGGGGAUAUAUUGUUCUUAAUGUGGCAGCUGGCUACCUCUAUGGCUUUGUGCUGGGAAUGGGACUAGUUAUGGUGGGAGUUUUAAUAGGGACCUUUGUGGCACACUUGGUCUGCAAACGACUAUUAACUGACUGGGUACUGAACAAGGUUGGGAACAGUGAACAGCUCAGUGCUGUCAUACGAGUGGUGGAGGGAGGAAGUGGACUCAAAGUUGUGGCCUUAGCGAGACUCACCCCCAUACCAUUUGGCCUCCAAAAUGCAGUUUUCUCGAUCACAGACGUGUCCUUGCCAAACUACCUGGUGGCCUCCUCUGUGGGUCUCUUGCCCACUCAACUUCUCAACUCCUACCUGGGCACCACGCUUCGCACCAUGGAGGACGUCAUCGCUGAGCAGAGUGUCAGUGGCUACUUUGUAUUCAGCCUCCAGAUCGUCAUCAGCAUUGGCCUGAUGUUCUACGUCGUGCACCGGGCGCAGGUAGAGCUCAAUGCAGCCAUCGCUGCCUGCCAGAUGGAGCUGAAGUCUUCGCACAUGAACGGCUCCUCCACCAAUCACAGUGGCUUCACCUACUGCAGCAAGAGAGCAACAGUCGGUGGUGGAAACUGCAUUAACGUGGUGUGACCGUGAAUCAACACACGAGGCAGCAGCUCGUACGACUAGUUCACCUAAUUGUAGGACUUCCGAGCUCAAGGGAACAAGCUGAGUUUGGACGGUGUCUGAAAUGUGUUGGUGGUGUGGUUUCUAAUUUUCAACUUCAUAUUCUGACCACCCUUGUGCGAAAACCCCGAAAGGGUACAUCUUUAGUUGGUACGGUGUUUUUGUGGGACCACGCACCUUUGAAGAAACGGUACUGAUGGAAAUUGCAGUACAUCAUCUUGGGAGGUUUUUUUUUUCUUUUGAUUAAGGUACUUAACAUUUUCUUAACUUAAUUUACUCUGUUACAGGAGAUGUCAAUGAAAUGAUGUUUAGAGAUAUCAGAGGUGGCUGAAUGAGUGAGUCAUUAAGAACAAUAGCUAGGCAUUAACUGCCUGUUAACACUAUGAAUGUGCAAUCUGGAGCUUUCUAGAGAACCAAGGAAUUGUUUUUCCAUUUCAGUGUCAAGAGAAUGCCAACCUAUGCACCUUUCUGUCAUAAUGCAUCUGUUUUUGUUUACGUUAAGCGAUUUAUGAUCUGUCUACAUCCAGUGCUAACUCACAGUACAAAUAAGGGCCUUAUUAAUAUUUUUUGAAAGAUUUGGCUUUUUAGUCCAGUUCAUUUUUUAAGUGUCUUAUUUUUGGACUAUAGAGAGAAGGGGGGAAGAAGCUCUCAGCGAGCAUUACUAUGUGAUUUCUGCUGGCUUACGACCACAUCAGCUGAAUUGGCCUUGUCUGCCUGGAGAUCAUUUUGGCGUUUCUGCAGUUUUGAUAAGAGCAGCUGGGGAGGAGAGCAGAUUUCACAGCAGGAAACUCAGGAAUGUUUCUGCCAGGAAAGUUGAAGCGCGGCGUGAUCAGCUCUUCGGUAGCACAGCCACAUGUUCUGCUGCGGAAAGAUUCCCACACCGAGCUGAAACUGAGAUGUCAAGCUUUCCUGUAAAUGUUUUUAAUUCAUUUGUAAUUUUGUUUUGCAUUUUUAUUUGGCUGUGAGAUUAUCCAUUAGGAUUAUUGCAUAGUUUUUGCUUAAGAUGGUAGUUUUGACAAAUCUGUGCAAUAGAUCAGAGAACGGUGACAAACUGGCAUGAAUGUCGUAUUUCAGUGCUGAAACCAAACUAAUCAGAAAUACUGUCGUGCAUCAAAAUAACACAAACUUAAGUCUGUGUUUCUUUAUGGUUUUACCUGCUUUACAUUAUAGAUGAUGACUAAGCUAGAUGAGAUAAAGAGGCUGAUAUUUUUUAUGUGCCAUAAUUUGAUAAAGCUUAUCAGACGCCAUGACACUGGCCCCACCUGAACGGAGGCUACAUGUGACUUAUGACUGACUUUAUUUUAUUACCUAAUGUUGCUAGUAAUUACAGAAAUGAUCUGUGAACGAUUUUUGUGUUUUAGCUCUUAAUAGUCCAACAAAGCUCUCAUGCUGUAGGUUCUCUUGCACAGUCCACUACAAACAGUAUUUUCAUACAGAUAAAAUUUGAAAGAGGUUUGGUUGGUCAGAAGUUGAAACCGACGUGUCUCAGAAGCCGACAAUCAAACACAACACGGACACUUAAGUGAUGAAUGUGAUAAUACUUUUUAUUUUUACAUGAAUUAUUGUGAUGCUGCUCCUCAGACAAAGUCUGAUUGAGGAAUAAUAAGGGCUCCUAUAUGAAAUAUCCAUCUUUAUGUCCCUGUGUUUGUAAUGCUGGCACCACCUCUUGUUUUUCAUUUCAGUGUUUUGUACUAAUGUUUUUUCUUUCUUUCUUCAAAGCCAGAUGUAAUGUUUGCCCUACACAUUCCACGCUGUCAGUCCUCUUAAAAGCUGUAGAGUUAUUUCCAUGCUAAAUGUUGGUUGAAAGGGCCCCUUCCUGUCUGAAUUUAGCAAUAAUGUUUGAAAGUCAAAAGCAAAAAAUGAAUAUAUGAUAGAAGUCCUACCAAUAAGAUCCGUUUCCAAGUGUUGGGAAUAGUUGUUUACUUCUGAUGUUAAAGAUCCGCUUGUCAACAUUUAUUUUUCUGUCAAAAGUGAACAAAAACUACAGUUUUUAGUCGAUCCAUGUUCCACUGUAAGGUCGAGUAUUAAUAUUCCCAGGUUUGUGUUUCAGUGUUCAACCUGCCUGUUACCUCCCGCUGCCUCUGAUGGACAUUUCUGCGCUGCCAAUGAUUUGAAAGAGACACAUAAGCAUCUGCGAUCAGAACAGCUUGUUCAGAUUUGUAGCACUUUCUUUGAAGGGUCCCUAAUGGUAUGUGUCCACAGGGGCGCUUUCCAGCAUUGGGCACUUGAUGGGUGUGCCAGUGGGCUUGUGGGCUGUCUGCCCCAAGAUUUCAAACCAAACCAACCUGGCGGCUGGUUUGGAAACGUUCUCUCAUGUCAAAUGAGUUAAAUGUGUUUCUGAAAACAUUUGAGGCAAGAAAUAAGCCAUGUAGUUGCUGAAUUUGUCUUCAUUUAAGAUCGACAACAGUUUUUUAAAAAGUUUUUUUGGGAGUUUUCAGACUGAUUUGCAUAAAUUAGCCUAGAUUCAACUUUAUGCAAGUGAGGAUCAGACACCCUGUCUCUUGAAACACAACACUGCGCUACCAGAAUGCAUUGCAUGGCUUCUAGCAUAGACAAUGAAUGGGAGGCAGGGAAAUGAAAGAUCCUGUGGACACGUACCAUAAACAUGUCAUGUGAAAAUCUUCUGAAUCCGACCCCGACACAUUUUCCAGUUUUUUACUUGAAUUUAAAGUUUACGUAGAGAGAAAAAUGAGUACUAUUUUAUGGCUGCAAGAUUUAUAAUAUCCACCCACUAAUUCUCACUUUCUCAUGUUUUAAAGGCAUGGAAAUUGUUUCACUGACAGCAGUGACAUUUUUAGUUUCCACCCUCCAAACAAAGUGUCAUUCAAUAAGCUGUUCUGAUCACAAGUGCAAAGGAAGUGGACAUUACACCAUGUUUAAUGCAAAAAUCAACACACUUCAUAAUAUUUUAGUCUCUCAACUGGGAUUUUGAAAACUUGACAUCGUGGGGAGAAUGAGCAGUUCUACAGUAAAGGCUUUGGUUCUUCCUAGGUGGGCUCAACUUAACUUAGAUAUAGUUAUGCAACAACUGAUUCCUAAGGGAAGUAUAUUUCAUAGACACCCACACAAGACCUGAAUCUGGGAUAUAACUGCACACCUGGACUGUUAAAGAGGAGUAGAGUGUGAUAUCAUUAACUUUAAGGGUCACGUUAAGGGUCUUGUUUGGUGCUAUGAAAUGCAAUACUUCCCAUCUGUAUCAAGUGCAUUACACAUAUACUGUAUUUUGUAAUACAGAGAAUUUUACAGUGUAUAAAUAUUGAUAUUUAUCGCUGUAUGAUGCUUGUUUAGUGUUAUUUAUGAGAGAGAGAAAAUAAAACCUGUCAGACUUUGAUACAA
Molecule: messenger RNA, 5250 nt
Organism: Epinephelus lanceolatus (giant grouper)
Lineage: Eukaryota; Metazoa; Chordata; Actinopteri; Perciformes; Serranidae
Gene: tmem64
Product: transmembrane protein 64
Biological process (GO): regulation of cytosolic calcium ion concentration; positive regulation of bone resorption; positive regulation of osteoclast differentiation
Cellular component (GO): endoplasmic reticulum
Source: RefSeq, a predicted model, not a curated record